AUAUCUCUUUCUUUCCUUCUUUAAAUCCAGUUUUCAUCACCAGAUUCAGAUUUUGACAAAAGUCUCUGUCUUUUGUGUUAAGAGAUUCAUGGGUUUUGAAAUGAAACCAGAGAAAGACCAAUGUAAAGUUAAAAACUCUAAUCCAAACUCUGUUAAUUCACCUCAUAUCAAGAAGAAGAAGAAUAAGAACAAGAACAAGAAGACGUUAGGACGGAAGAGGAGUGAUUCUCAGGGAGAUGAGAUCACUGUGGUGAGGAGGCUGUUUGAGACCUGCAAGGAAGUGUUCUCUAAUGGCGGUCCUGGAGUGAUUCCAUCUCAAGAUAAAAUCCAACAGCUACGAAACAUUCUUGAUAAUAUGAAACCAGAGGAUGUUGGAUUAACUCAGACCAUGCCGUAUUUCCGACAAAUCUCCGCACCAGAACAUCGGUCUUCUCCACCAAUAACGUAUCUGCAUCUACAUCAAUGUGAACAAUUCUCUAUUGGGAUUUUCUGUUUGCCUCCUUCUGGUGUCAUUCCUCUUCAUAAUCAUCCAGGGAUGACUGUUUUUAGCAAGCUUUUAUUUGGUACAAUGCACAUCAAGUCCUAUGAUUGGGUUGUUGAUGCUCCAAUGAGAGAUCCGAAAACUAGGCUGGCAAAACUGAAGAUGGACUCAGCGUUAACCGCACCAUGCAACGCCUCGAUUUUGUACCCGGAAGAUGGUGGGAACAUGCAUAGGUUCACAGCUAAAACAGCUUGUGCGGUUCUAGACGUGCUUGGCCCUCCUUACUGCAAUCCAGAAGGCAGACAUUGCACUUACUUCUUAGAGUUCCCUUUAGACAACUUCUCAUCAGAGGAAGACAACGUUUUGAGAGGUGAAGUGGAGAAAGAGGGUUAUGCAUGGCUGCAAGAAAGAGAUGAUAAUCCAGAGGAUCUUAACGUAGUUGGAGCUUUAUACACAGGCCCAAAGGUUGAGGACUGAGCUUUUUUUUCUUAAUCUAUUGCACUUUUUAAGAUUUGGAAUCAGUUUUUUUUUUUUUUGUUGGAUUACAUCUUAGUUUAAACUCUUCUUUGUACAUAAAAAGGAAAGGGAAACAAGAAAAAAAGAAAAUAUAUUUCUAUUUUUAUCCUAAACUUUAAUCACGUUUCAUGUUUUUCUAAUAAUAGCCAAAAUAAAAUAGACUUUUGGUAUAAAUUGGUUUUGAUAUUUUCUGAUUUAAAAUCCGUGUUUCGUACUCUAAGUUUUUUUUUUUCUUUUCAUUUGGAUUUGAUCUCGAUGUUUAUGAUAUAAAAUCGUUUAAUCCGAAAAAGCUUAUUUGUAAAGUGGAAUAAGAGAAAUAAUGAUUUGUGGAAACAAAAAUAGGGAUAGUAAGAUUUUAUUUUUGUUCCACUGGCUUCUUUGUUAAGAGGAUGGAUAAUUUUCAACGCAAUAAUGUUUAUUUUUCUAUCGAUUGAAUGAAUUCUACUAAGUAUUUAAACUAGCAAGAUUAUACAUUGCGCUGUAACUUAUUUCUCUAUUCAGCCAACUAUAUAUUUGCAGCCUAAAUCAGUUUCCAAACUGUUGGAAAAAAAUUGAAAAUAAUUAUAGACAUUGCAUUGUUUUUUUUAGUUUGGAAUGUUAGCUUGUAGUAAGGACAAGUAUUCAG
Molecule: messenger RNA, 1622 nt
Organism: Eruca vesicaria subsp. sativa (arugula)
Lineage: Eukaryota; Viridiplantae; Streptophyta; Magnoliopsida; Brassicales; Brassicaceae
Source: the annotation of a GenBank genome assembly